This is a messenger RNA of Centropristis striata (black sea bass), 1091 nucleotides long. It is a transcript of the gene vcpkmt, whose product is annotated as valosin containing protein lysine (K) methyltransferase. The coding region runs from base 13 to 687 and encodes 224 amino acids. Gene Ontology annotation, molecular function: protein-lysine N-methyltransferase activity. The record is from RefSeq and is a predicted model, not a curated record. The transcript has 5 exons. NCBI's taxonomy places the organism in Eukaryota, Metazoa, Chordata, Actinopteri, Perciformes, Serranidae. Gene Ontology annotation, biological process: peptidyl-lysine methylation. Gene Ontology annotation, cellular component: cytoplasm; cytosol.
GUCGCGGCCAACAUGGCGGCUGUUAUGGAUGAAAAUGAUUAUUUUGUGAGAGAAAUCGAGAAAAACGACGGUAGCACCCUGAAAUUGAAGCAGUGCUACUUGGGAGACGUUGGCUGUGUUGUUUGGGAUGCAGCUAUCGUUCUCGCAAAAUAUUUAGAGACGAAACAAUUUUAUGAUCCGUCCUCAGGAGUAAACGUGUGGGCUGGCAGGAGUGUGGUGGAGUUAGGAGCUGGGACAGGAGUUGUUGGUCUGAUGGCAGCAACGCUGGGAGCUGUAGUUACUGUGACAGACCUGGAGGAUUUGCAGACGCUCCUCAAGUUGAACAUCCAGGAAAACCAGGCACUUAUCAAUAGUGGAUCUGGAUCUGUUACUGCCAAGGUAUUAAAAUGGGGUGAAGAUUUGUCAGAUUUCCACCCUCUCCCACAGUAUGUCCUCAUGGCAGAUUGCAUCUAUUAUGAGCAGUCUAUUGUUCCAUUGGUGGAGAGCUUGAAGCUGCUCUCUGGACCAGAGACCUGCAUUAUUUGCUGCUAUGAGCAACGCACAGAGGGCGUCAACCCAGAGAUGGAAAGGAAGUUUUUUGAGCUGCUGCAACAACACUUCCACUGUGAGGAGAUCCCUUCAGACAAGCAAGACCCAGAGUUCAGUAGUCCGGACAUCCACAUCCUGCACAUCCGAAGAAAAGUCUGAGUUUGUGUGGUGAAAAUUGUGCGUAGAAUAAUCACUGUUCCACCCUGAUACUACAUGGGAAUCAGACUUAAAGUCUGUACUGGCAUGUGUAUAUUUAUUGAAUGUAUGAUCAUUACUGCACUCUUCUUUUUUUUAACAUUUUGUAAAGGAAAAAUGUGUUUUUGAUAUAUCACUACACACUGUUUAGUGAUAUAGAGAUUUAAGUAAAAAAGAAAAAAAAAGUGAAACCAGUGUGAACAUUUUUUUGUAUAAACCAAAUUUUUAUAAUAUUAGCAGUUUUAUUGGUCUCUGUGAUUGUAGGGCUGUGAAGGUAGAUGGCAGAUGUAGAUGUGCAUCAAGGACAUGACAGACUGUGUUUAUCUUUAAUAAAAUGAGUUGUUUAAGCGAGAGGGGUCCCAAAUAAA